This is a messenger RNA of Dermochelys coriacea (leatherback sea turtle), 1902 nucleotides long. RefSeq names its product serine incorporator 5 (gene SERINC5). The record is from RefSeq and is a predicted model, not a curated record. The transcript has 12 exons. Bases 359 to 1747 code for a protein of 462 amino acids. Gene Ontology annotation, cellular component: membrane. Lineage: Eukaryota; Metazoa; Chordata; Testudines; Dermochelyidae.
UCCAGCAGUUGCCAAUUUGACUAGUUCCCCUUGUUUAUUUCUUCCCCCCUCCCCCCCCCCCGCUGUUGUCAACUGCUGCGGCGGAAAGCCAAUGGGGGCCGUGCCGCCAACCUGACGACAGCGGAAGCACGAGGGCUGGGCUAAAGCCCUGUUCGGCCGCCUGGAGAACUGGGCGCUUGUGUCCCGCCGAGCCGAGCCGAGCCGAGGCGCGGGGGCACCUAGAGCUGCCUCCCGGGCUGGCCGCGCCCGCAUGGGGCGGCUGCCGCCGCUGAGCCUCGCCGGGGCCGGGUGAGGCGGCGGCCCCUGCUCGCUGGCUGCGGACGCUGCUGGGAGCCGAGCCCCGCCGCCUGGAGGGGGGAUGUCCGCGCCGUGCUGCGCGGGCCAGUUGGCCUGUUGCUGUGGUACUGCUGCUUGCUCCCUGUGCUGCAAAUGCUGCCCCAAGAUAAAGCAAUCUACGAGCACCCGCUUCAUGUAUGCACUUUACUUCAUAUUGGUAACGCUCAUCUGCUGUAUCAUGAUGUCAAGAACAGUAGCUACUGAAAUGAAAGAGCACAUUCCUUUUUAUGAGCACAUCUGCAAAGGUAUACAAGCAGGUGAAACGUGUGAGAAGCUAGUGGGAUACUCUGCGGUUUAUAGGGUCUCUUUUGGAAUGGCGUCUUUCUUCUUUAUCUUCUUCCUACUUACCAUCAAAAUUAACAACAGCAAAAGCUGCCGAGCAUAUAUUCACAAUGGGUUCUGGUUCAUUAAGCUUCUAGUUUUGGCAGCCAUGUGCUCAGGAGCUUUUUUCAUUCCAGAUCAAGACACCUUCCUUAAUGCCUGGCGCUAUGUAGGUGCAGCAGGAGGAUUCCUUUUUAUACUCAUUCAGCUUAUCCUGCUUGUGGAGUUUGCACACAAAUGGAAUAAAAACUGGACUGCAGGCACAACGCAUAAUAAACUAUGGUAUGGCUUACUAGCUCUGGGCACUCUUGUCUUGUACUCCGUUGCUGUGGGAGCCCUGAUUUUGAUGGCUGUCUUUUACACGCGCUCUGAGGGCUGCACAUACAACAAGAUCCUGCUUGGUGUAAACGGUGGCCUGUGCAUUCUUAUUUCAUUGGUAGCUAUCUCACCCUGUGUCCAAAGUCGCCAGCCACACUCUGGUUUGUUGCAGUCAGGAGUUAUCAGCUGCUAUGUCAUGUAUCUCACCUUCUCAUCUCUGUCAAGCAAACCACCAGAAACUAUCCUGGAUGAGAACCGUAAGAACAUUACAAUCUGCGUACCUGAUUUUAGCCAGGGUUUGCACAGAGAUGAGAACCUGGUUACUGGAUUGGGCACUACCCUCCUGUUUUGUUGCAUUUUAUAUUCUUGUUUGACCUCAACAACUCGUGCAAGCUCUGAAGCACUGAGAGGAAUAUAUGCAACGCCUGAAACUGAAGUAGCUCAUUGCUGCUUUUGCUGUGCACCAGAUGGAGAUGCUGACACUGAAGAGCAUGUUCAAGAAAGGGGCGGUCAGACUGUAAUAUAUGAUGAAAAGAGAGGCACAGUAUACAGCUAUGCCUACUUCCACUUUGUUUUCUUCUUGGCUUCUCUCUACGUGAUGAUGACAGUAACACACUGGUUCCAUUAUGAAAGUGCUGAGAUUGAAAAAUUCUUCAAUGGAACCUGGUCCAUCUUCUGGAUUAAGAUGGCAUCGUGUUGGGUGUGUGUCCUACUCUACCUAUGGACUCUUGUAGCACCUCUCUGCUGUCCAACCCGACAAUUCUCAGUGUGAGACUUCACAAGCACGAUAGUUACAAAUACUUCAGUCACUUUGUGCUGGAGAAAUAAGUCUAUCAAUCAGGUGUCUUAACAUGCUGGUUAGUUACCUCUUGCAGAUGAAACAUAGAUCUGAAGACUUCCUCUUUUUAACCAUUUUUUUUUAAACUG